Molecule: messenger RNA, 2900 nt
Organism: Limanda limanda (common dab)
Lineage: Eukaryota; Metazoa; Chordata; Actinopteri; Pleuronectiformes; Pleuronectidae
Gene: lysmd4
Product: LysM, putative peptidoglycan-binding, domain containing 4
Exons: 3
Coding region: 69-890 (273 amino acids)
Source: RefSeq, a predicted model, not a curated record
GGACUGCCGGUGAAGGCGGCGGCUUGUGUUACUGUUGUGAAAACAUUUGUGAAGGUGUGUGAUUCAUUAUGCGGCGAGGGGAGCACGCUCCACAGGCUUUCCAAGCGCCGGUGGACGUCCAUGCCAGCGCAGACGGUCAGGUGUAUCUGUUCAAUGAGAGACAGAAUGACUCCUCUGUAUCCUCGGACGACGAGGAGUUCAACGUCAUGGAGAUGAGACCGUUGGUUUCUCGAGAGCAGGGACGAGACAGACUGAAGAAUGUCCAGCUGCUGGAGCGGAAGGUGGAGGACGGCGACAAUCUCAACAAGCUCGCACUGCAAUACGGCUGCAAGGUGGCCGAUAUUAAGCGGGUGAACAACCUUAUGCAGGAGCAAGAUUUAUUUGCACUGACAUCCAUCAAAAUACCGGUACAGAAACACAGCAUUUUAACAGAGACUUACACUGACACAAAUCAAGGAGAGAUGCCACACUCAUCUGAUUCACCAGUAAAGUCUCUAGACAGAGCCAGAAACCCACCACCUGCACAGGAGGUCACAGACUUUCUCAUGGAGGUGGAUAAUGACAUUGAGAAACUCAUUCAGACUUCGAACAAUCAAGAUGACAACAUGUUGUAUAACUCAGAGAAAGAGCAACGGUUUGGUUUCAGAGGACGGGGCCUGACCAGUCACGGAGCCGACUGGGGAAUCCAUUGGUGGAACGCUGUGGUUGCCAUGGUCCUGAUAGGCAUCAUCCUGCCAUUAUUUUAUGUCAUUUAUUUCAAGACGAAAGAUAAUGGAGUCGUUCCACCAACAAAUGGCAAUGGCACUUUAGAGUCGUCCAUCACCUCUUCAAACAACUCAGGGACGGGGCUCAGCACAAAAGGAAUUAAGCUUUUUCAAGAACCAGGAUAGUGAAGACUAGAGUCUCAGACAACCAGAAACAUUUCAAGACUGUUGGUGACGAUCAAGAUAAAGCCCAAUCUAUCAUUGAUUUAGCGCAGUGAAAUAUCAGCUUUUAUCAAGUUAAAAAGAGUGAAUUUUACCUUUUUAUUAUGGUGUAACUGUGAAGAUGGAUGAAGACACUGGAAUUGUCACCAUGGAGUGAAGUUGCUCCAAGUUGUUUUCAUCAUACAUCCACACAGCUACAUUAUUGUUUUAAAACGCAUUAACUCUGCUACAGAUACGUUUAGAUCGGGUAAGAUGUUGUCCCGUUUUAGUUUGAAAACUCAGGGCUGCGUUUUAGUCUGGACUUACAGAAACGUAGAUGUUUGGAAACGAAGUCGUAGACACUCAGGGCCGCCUGCCAAUUGGAUGUCUUUAGUCAUAACCUAGCUUUUGUUGAUUUGUUUGGCUCCCAUCACAUGACCCCCUUCUGAAGGAAACCACAGGCAUUAACCUUGACUAACAGAAAAUUAGCUAUUAUGCAGCGUUACUUAUACCUCGGAGCUCCGCUUCAGAAGGACGUCAUAUCUGAAUAACCCAAAUUGUGAUUGAUCCAGCUGCAAAUGCUCAGUGUUUACGUUUGCCAGCUAGCCAUUGUUAGCGAAAUAAUUUCAUAAUAACACAUUAUGUGGCCUUUUACGCAUACUAACACUGUAGUAACAUGUCCACAGCCAGUAAUUGGACAGUACUAUGUGUAAGACAAAUUUAAGUGCUGAUAAACAGUAUAAACUAAAGCUUUCACUAAUGCUAUUACACAAAGCGGCCAUCUUGGAUUUCAAAGUCGGGGAAGUGAGUUUUUUCUUCCAAGUCAGGGGUUUGUAAUUCCGAUCUCUGAGGUGUAAUAGAACGCGGCAUUAUUCUAACAGCCUCAUUUUUGUGACGAUGCAGGGCAGCAGCAUUUCAUCAAACAGCUUCUAUAGAGAACCGUUUUCUGAUCCUUUGCCUUGAAAAACUGUUCUUGUUGGUUGGGAUCUCAGUUUUCUCAGGUGUUUUGCUAAAUUUGAGUUAUUAAAUGUGUCUUGAAGCUCCUCCACAUGUCUCAAUAUUGUAAGGAAAAAUUCUAGAGAGAAUAAGUCCACACUGUAGUUGUAUCUCUUUCUGCGUUAUCACAAGCUGCCUUUCCACCACUGUGUGUUAAAUGUCAUCAUAUCAGCGUCAGAUAUCAGGCGAAAAUAUGAUAUCUGUCGUGGCAGAGUAAUAUAUUUUUAAACUGAUAAAAUGGAAGAUUUAUUUUAUAUUUUAUAACAGUGUUCCCCUGUUGCCAAAACUGUGUGAGGUUAUGUUGUAUUUGACAUGGGUUCGAGCGUCGUGUGUGUGUGCCUUUUUUGGUCUAACUUAUUUUCAAUGUGUCAAAGUUUUUACUGUUUAGUUAUGACAAUGCACUCUGGGCCUUAUCUCUGGGUCUGAUGAUGCCAAACGUGUGUUUACAGUAAUAGUUAUUUGGUUUUGACUGUGUUCAUUCACAUCAACUUUUAAAGUACAAGGUGUUUUAUUUUGAAAAUGACUUACACUUGUGAGUGUCUUAAACCUUUAUCGUUAUAUUUAAAUUGCACGCUCCUGUCAUUCAUUUGAGUUCCAAUGUCUUUGGUAGAGUUGACACAAUGGAUGUGCAAGACUCUUUUCAUGAGAGUGGCUCUUUUUAAUAGAAACUUGGACUUGGUUUACAGCAACAGCACAAACGGCACCUUUCAAACUGAUCACAGUAAAAUCAGCAGGUCUAUGAACAUUAGAACUUAUGAAGGGAAAUUUAUUGCAGGACUGUUGAAUGAGAUUGCAUUAGUUUUAGUUAGGUUGUUCCUAAUUGUAUGUGGUAAGAUAGUGUGUGUGUAUUGUGUCUUUAAAGUAUUUUCUAACAUGUCUUUUGUGAAAGAUUAGGUUAUUUUAGCAUGCUUGCUUUUGUACAAUGAGAUUAUAGAUGCACACAGAUGCACAACGAAUGCAAUAAAAUAACUCACUAUAGAAAAUAAAUAACUAAAUAUA